Molecule: messenger RNA, 1613 nt
Organism: Rhodamnia argentea
Lineage: Eukaryota; Viridiplantae; Streptophyta; Magnoliopsida; Myrtales; Myrtaceae
Product: protease Do-like 1, chloroplastic
Exons: 8
Coding region: 92-1417 (441 amino acids)
Biological process (GO): proteolysis
Molecular function (GO): protein binding; serine-type endopeptidase activity
Source: RefSeq, a predicted model, not a curated record
AGCUCCAUCACAAAUAAGGAAAAAAGGACUUAACCGGAGAGUCAAAUCCUCUCCCGGCAGGUGUCCCCGAAGAAGUUGAAAACUGGAGAAAAUGGCAGCGGCAGCUGCUUCCCAUUCUCUGCUCUGCACCUCCUCGCUCUCCAACUCCUCCUCUUCCCUCUCUCGCUCCCGCGGCCACCUCCCCAAGCCCUCGAAAUCCAUCCUCGCCUUCCACAAGGCCUCCGUCGUCGUCUCCUUCCUCCGCCCAGCUCCUCCACGACUGUGGAACUCCUCCGAUUCCACUCGGAGCACCCUCCCCCUCGCAGCCAAGAACCGACCUCUCGCUUCGGCUCUCGACUCCGUCCUCCUCGUCUGCACCUCGAUCGCCCUCUCCGUCUCCCUCUUCGUCGCCGACGUCGACCCCGCCUCCGCCUUCGUCGUCACCCCCCAGAGGAAGCUCCAGACCGACGAGCUCGCCACCGUCCGCCUCUUCCAGGACAACACUCCCUCCGUCGUCUACAUCACCAACCUCGCCGUCAAGCAGGACGCAUUCACCUUGGACGUGUUGGAAGUGCCGCAAGGGUCGGGUUCUGGGUUCGUGUGGGACAAGGAGGGUCACGUUGUGACCAACUAUCACGUGAUUCGCGGCGCUUCUGAUCUCAAGGUCACACUUGCGGAUCAGUCAACAUACGAUGCAAACGUUGUUGGAUUUGACCAGGACAAGGAUGUUGCGGUGUUGCGCGUCAAUGCACCAAAGGACAAACUUAGACCAAUCCCAAUUGGUAUCUCUGCAGACUUGCUUGUCGGUCAGAAAGUGUUUGCAAUUGGCAACCCUUUUGGACUCGACCAUACUCUCACCACUGGUGUUAUAAGUGGCCUUCGCAGAGAAAUCAGUUCUGCUGCCACCGGGCGCCCAAUACAGGAUGUCAUACAGACAGAUGCUGCAAUCAAUCCUGGUAAUAGUGGGGGGCCACUACUAGACAGUUCGGGAAAUCUGAUUGGAAUUAACACAGCAAUAUACUCUCCAUCUGGUGCUUCAUCAGGUGUUGGAUUUUCAAUUCCUGUUGACACUGUAGGUGGAAUUGUUGAUCAGCUUGUGAAGUUUGGCAAAGUCACAAGACCAAUUCUGGGUAUUAAGUUUGCACCCGAUCAAUCUGUGGAGCAGUUAGGAGUAAGUGGGGUGCUUGUGCUAGAUGCCCCUGCCAAUGGACCAGCUGGCAAAGCGGGUCUACUACCAACCAAACGUGAUUCCUAUGGUAGGCUUAUUUUGGGUGACAUCAUAACAUCCGUCAAUGGAAAAAAAGUCAUUAAUGGCAGUGAUUUGUACAGAAUUCUUGAUCAGUGUAAAGUGGGUGAUACGGUGACCGUGGAAGUUUUGCGUGGUGAUCACAAAGAGAAGAUCCCUGUUGUCCUUGAACCAAAGCCAGACGAGUCAUGAUAAGCCAAAUGGUUAGAGAUUGCAGUUUUGUGCUCUACAUUUAAGGAGGAAACACCAUUAUUUUUGUGCACCUGCCCUUUUCUAUGGUUAAGUCUUGUUGUACAUAUUCCUUUUUAGUGCUGAAUGCCGCCUAAAAUUUGUAAAAUCUAACGUAACACCAAAAUGCGACUCUGACAUUUUAUACAGCUGAUGCUAA